UAUUGCGCCUGCGUAGGAGCUCUAUCCAAGAUGGCGUCCAUACUUGGUGGUGUUUUUCGUGCUUCGAGGAUCGUUGGAACAGUCUGUUCGCGAUACUCACCACAAACAUUCCAGUAUGGAAAAAAACCGUCAAUCUUAUCACUGAUCCCCAAAAGAUGCUUGGCUUCAGAUUCAGAAGUCGCUGUGAAAGAAGAUAAACAAGUGGUGCAGUUGUCUGAGUUUGGUGAAUAUGUGGCAAACGUACUGCCAAAGUUUGUCCAGUCAGCACAGGUAACCCACACCAAGGAACUAGAGAUAUUGAUAUCACCUGAAGGCAUUAUACCAGUCCUGACAUUCCUUAGAGACCAUACUAAUGCACAGUUCAAGUCUAUAGCUGAUCAGACAGCAAUAGAUGUACCCAAAAGACCAUACAGAUUUGAGUUAUGGGACAUGUAUGGAGUAUUUUUUUCCAACCAUCCUGACUUGAGACGAAUCCUUACUGACUAUGGUUUUGAAGGACAUCCAUUUAGAAAGGACUUCCCUCUUACUGGCUAUGUUGAGGUGCGGUACGAUGACGAAUUGAAGCGUCUGGUCUGUGAGCCGAUAGAAUUAGCACAGGAAUUCCGAAAGUUUGAUAUUUCGCCGACGUGGGAACAGUUUCCAACAUACAGAAAACAGGAAUCCCAACCAGAAAUACCUGCUGGUGAUACAGCAGAAAAGAAAUAACAAUUGUGUUUUUAUUUGACCUGUUUAUGUACAAAGUUAUGAAAUGUUUAUUGUGUCUUUGGAAUUAAAAAUAAAAACUGUUCA
This is a messenger RNA of Exaiptasia diaphana, 789 nucleotides long. RefSeq names its product NADH dehydrogenase [ubiquinone] iron-sulfur protein 3, mitochondrial. The record is from RefSeq and is a predicted model, not a curated record. Gene Ontology annotation, molecular function: NADH dehydrogenase (ubiquinone) activity. Lineage: Eukaryota; Metazoa; Cnidaria; Anthozoa; Actiniaria; Aiptasiidae.